Messenger RNA from Gordionus sp. m RMFG-2023, 2700 nucleotides. RefSeq names its product high affinity cationic amino acid transporter 1-like. The coding region runs from base 215 to 2407 and encodes 730 amino acids. NCBI's taxonomy places the organism in Eukaryota, Metazoa, Nematomorpha, Gordioida, Chordodea, Parachordodidae. The transcript has 14 exons. The record is from RefSeq and is a predicted model, not a curated record. Gene Ontology annotation, biological process: L-ornithine transmembrane transport; L-arginine import across plasma membrane. Gene Ontology annotation, cellular component: plasma membrane. Gene Ontology annotation, molecular function: L-lysine transmembrane transporter activity; L-ornithine transmembrane transporter activity; L-arginine transmembrane transporter activity.
UUUUGAUUUUAGCACAACAGUAUGUUUCCCAAAUCAUUUUAUUAACGUAAUAAAAUUUGGCACAACACCAAAUUAGAAAAUGCUUUUAUUCUACAAUAAUUAAACGCUUUGCCAUAGAACCAGCAUAAUAUUUGAGUAUUCUUGGUUUUGAGAUAGCCAUACGAUCAAUAUAUAUUUUUUAAUAAUAUUGGGAAUUUUGUACCAAAUUUAUCAAAUGGCUCGAAAAGAUAUGGAUAUUUGUAACAGUGAUUUUGGGCCUGAGAAAAAUACGAAUUCAUCCGGAAAGAUGAUGAAUAAUUGUGCUGGCCGCUUUGUUGAUAAAUUGUUUCGUAAGAAGAGGAUUGAUUUCGGAAAUUUGUGCGAUACAAAGUUGUCAAGAUGCCUAAAUCUUUUUGAUCUCACUGCAUUAGGAAUAGGCAGCACUUUAGGUGCGGGUAUAUACGUGGUUGCUGGUCAAGUGGCCAAAACGGUAGCAGGGCCUGCUGUCAUAUUUUCCUUUCUCAUCGCGGCGAUAGCAUCUGUUUUCGCAGGUUUAUGCUAUGCCGAAUUCGGCUCAAGAGUACCCAAAACGGGUUCGGCUUACGUUUAUAGUUACGUAACUGUGGGAGAAAUAUGGGCUUUUAUUAUUGGUUGGACUCUUAUACUUGAAUAUAUGAUUGGCGCUGCAAGUGUAGCUAGAGCUUGGAGCGCUACUUUAGAUGGACUAGCCUACAAUAGAAUAUCAGAAGCAAUGAUCAAAUUAGUUCCUCUUAAUAUACCUCAAUUGUCAGAGUAUCCUGACUUUUUAGCUUUAGGGAUCACCAUUUUUUCUACCAUGAUAUUGAUUAUUGGUGUAAAGAGUUCCUCACGCUUUAAUAAUAUCUUUACUAUGCUCAAUAUUUUGGUAGUCUUGUUCGUUAUCGUCACUGGUGUCAUCAGAGGCAACAUUUCUUAUUGGAAGAUCGACACUAAGCUCUUAGACUCUCUGAAUACCACUGGAACUAUAGCAGAUAAUCAAAACCUGGGAGUUGGUGGUUUUUUUCCAUUUGGAUUCUCGGGUGUUUUAACUGGAGCCGCCACAUGCUUUUACGCUUUCAUAGGCUUCGACGCUAUCGCUACUACCGGUGAAGAAGUGAUUAAUCCUCAAAGAACCAUUCCCAUCAGCAUAAUUCUGUCGCUGCUUUGCUGUUUUCUGGCAUACGUUGGAAUAUCCGCCAGCUUAACGCUCAUGAUCCCUUAUUUUGAACUCGACUCGAACGCCCCCAUCCCUUUCGCAUUUGCCUACAUUGGGUGGAAUAAAGUCAAAAUUCUCGUUUCCAUUGGAUCCAUGUGUGGCCUAUCUACCAGUCUCAUGGGGUCUAUGUUUCCUUUACCUCGUGUUAUCUAUGCUAUGGCUAGUGAUGGUCUUAUAUUCAGAAGAUUUGCAAAAGUUAGUCCCAAGCUAAAAACACCUAUACUUGCCACCAUAUGUGCCGGUUCUUUUGCAGGAAUCAUGGCGAUGAUAUUUAAUUUAAAGGAACUUGUUGAUAUGAUGUCUCUUGGUACUCUUUUAGCCUACACAUUAGUCGCGGCUUGUGUCUUAUUACUUAGAUAUAGGCCUAAUGAAUCAUCAAUUGGUGUUUUAUCGACGCCAUCGCCACUUAUGCCUUUAGACGAGUUCAUUUUAUCUAAAGAGAAUUCAGAAAAAUUAGAUUUUAGUUCUUCACAAGACGAUAAUAUCGAUGAUUUACAAAGUGGUGCAGGUAGAACAUUAUGGAAACGGCUUUUUUUCCCUAGGGGAAGAGCCUCUAUCUCAUCUUCCAAAAUCGUUACAUUUUUCACAACGCUUGCAUGUCUAUCUAUUACAAUAUUUUGUAUCAUCAUGUCGAAAGCAGAGAAACACGUAUUUGAUUCGCAGCCCGUGGCUAUCAUCCCCUUAGCUAUUCUUGGAGUCAUCAUCCUCAUGUCCUUUUAUAUUAUUUUCAUGCAACCUCAAAACCAAAUGAAACUUAAUUUUAAAGUUCCUUUGGUCCCUUUACUGCCUUUCUUGAGCAUUUUCAUAAACCUUUACCUCAUGAUGAAACUGGGUGUCAACACUUGGAUUCGAUUUGCGGUGUGGAUGACUGCAGGCCUCCUCAUAUACUUUCUAUAUGGCAUUCGACACAGUUCGGAGCGGGACAUGACAUCCAUGUUAUUAUUUGACGACUCCAUUAAAAGGCGGGACUACCCCAGCUCUGACACGAAUAAUAAUGGUAAUAGCGGCAGUCGUAAAGAAAAGAUAAAAAUGUUAGCUCAUCUUAAGAGACUGAAUACCGAACAUGACAAUGACGGGGUCUACGAGCUCGAGACUGGCACUCUAGAUACGAUUAAAGUGCCACCCAAACAAGUCGGCAGAGUUGAAACACAGUUGACACUUGUUCCUUCUGAACUAGACAUUAAAAAUUUAUAAACUACCCACACUAUGUUUUUAUUCUGUCAUUAAUAACUUACUGUAUAUUUGUGUACAGGUAUGAUAUUUUGCUUAUAACAACAAUUUUUAAUCAAAAUACAAAAUUGUAUCUUUAUCAUGCAAAUUUAUCUGUUUUUUAAAUACUAUUUUGUGAAAGCUUCCAUUUAUAUUAUAAUUGUAUAAAUAAUCCGAUAACAAUUUAUAUUAUAUGUAUAUUUCUAACAUUUAAAAACUCAAUUAUGUAUAAAAAUCAGUCUCAGCGACAUUUAUUAAUUUCUUAUACUCAUACACAU